This is a messenger RNA of Penaeus chinensis, 3426 nucleotides long. RefSeq names its product dual 3',5'-cyclic-AMP and -GMP phosphodiesterase 11A-like. Gene Ontology annotation, biological process: signal transduction. The transcript is spliced from 22 exons. The coding region runs from base 1 to 2481 and encodes 826 amino acids. The record is from RefSeq and is a predicted model, not a curated record. Lineage: Eukaryota; Metazoa; Arthropoda; Malacostraca; Decapoda; Penaeidae. Gene Ontology annotation, molecular function: protein binding; 3',5'-cyclic-nucleotide phosphodiesterase activity.
AUGCUGGUGGACCAUAUCUCCGUACCUUUAGGGCCUCCUGCUGCUCCAAGUGCCUCCACAGUUCACCCUAGGACUGCAAGUCUGUCUCUCCCCCAGGACCCCCGCUAUAACGACGAGGUGGACAGGAUCACGGGCUACCGGACGGACACCCUCCUCUGCAUGCCCGUCAGGAACUACUACGGCGAGAUCAUUGCCGUCGCCCAGGUGGUCAACAAAUGCCCGGAUGAGAUGGACGGGAACUUCACUUACUUCAUGCCUAAGGAUGAGAGGAUAUUCGAGACGUACCUGCAGUUCGUCGGAAUCGCCAUCACCAACGCCCAGCUGAUGGAGGUGUCGCAGAGCGAGUACGAGAGAAACAGGAGUCUGCUGGAGGUCGUCCACGACUUAUUCGAGGAACAGACGUCGCUGGAAAACGUCAUCCUCAAGACUCUCCAGCGAGCACAGAGGCUCCUCAAGUGCGAACGCGCCGCCGUGCUGCUCCUCGAAGACGGUUCUGAGGAGGACCAGGGCGGCCCGCGAGCCACCCCUGUCAGGCACAAGGUGGUGGUGCGGGGCCAGGCGCCGCCGCCGCCGCCGCAUUCGCAGAGGCGUUUCUCGCGGACCUCGCUUACUAGACACUCCUCCAGGGCCAAUAACAAGGCGCGGAGUUUGCCGUCGCGAGCCAUCGAGACCUCUACUCCCCACGCCACACCUCCAACAACUCCACCUGUUCCUUCACCUUCACCUCAGGACACUGUGACACCCAACACGGCAGCUGCAGGCAAGGUGACAACACGGCAGCACGGCCGGAGCGCCUCAGGGUUGCUGCCACGCCUCUAUGAUAUCAAGAAACAGAGCGUGAAAUUCUCAAAGAUCUUCGAACUGAACUCACCCGUUUCUGGCCAGCAGUCCAACAACGCCAAGGAAGUGGGAUCGAGUGAGCUGACGAAGCACCUCCUCCACCUGGCGGAGCAAGUCGCGUCCUCGGGGGAGAACCUCAACAUCGCUGACACCAUUGAGGUCGAGAAAGGCAGCGGCGGCAAUGUGAGAUCUAUGCUUGCGAUGCCCAUUCGGAACAGGAACUUCCAGAUUAUAGGUGUAGCGAAGAUCAUUAACAAGCUGAAUGGACAGCCCUUUGAUGACAACGACGAACAGCUCUUUGAGGCUUUCACUAUCUUCUGUGGACUGGGCAUUAAUAAUACCCUCAUGUACAACGAACUGGAGAAAGCUAUGGCGAGGCAGAAAGUUGCUAUCGAGGUCUUGUCUUACCACGCCACCGCAUCAGCUGAGGAUGUGGAGUCACUACAGCGAGAGGUGGUGCCCGAGGCGUCGACGUGGAGCCUUGGGAGCCUUACCUUCGACGACUUCUCCCUCACGCAGGACCAGAUGCUGCUCGCCGCCAUGAGGAUGUUCAUGGACCUUCGCCUCGUCCACAGAUUCAAGAUCGAGUCAAAGGUCAGUUUUAGUAUAGUUCAGACUGAGUACAUGAUCCCUCGUCCACAGAUCGAGUUCAAGAGUCAAUAUCGAGUCCAAGGUGAGGGACAGACCCUACUUCGAUGGCUGAUCACCGUGAAGAGGAAUUACAGGAACGUCCCUUAUCACAACUGGAGACACGCCUUCAACGUCGCCCACAACAUGUUCUGCCUUCUGAAGACCUGUGGGCUACAGUCGACGUUCGAGGACAUCGAGUGGCUUGGCAUGUUCGUGGGCUGCCUGUGCCACGACCUGGACCACAGGGGCACCAACAACUCCUUCCAAGAAAAUUCGGGCCUACUUCGCAGCUCUCUGUGGGGUCGAGAGCGUCGCUUGGACACCAGGACUGAGAGCUCGCUUCUUGGGGCAUCCUUUCGCACGCACCUAUUAGGUUUUGAGCGCGUAGUUGAGGCAAAAAAGCACACAAACGGUGCACACCACAACAAACUCAUCGCUGUCAUGAUCCUUAAUUCCGAGGGACACAACAUCUUCAGCAACCUGUCGUCGUCUCAGUAUUCCCGUGUCAUGAAUGUCCUCAAGCUCUCCAUCUUGGCCACUGACCUCUCUAUCUACUUCCAAGUGAGGUCAAAGUUCUUCCCCCUUGUUGCCAACGGAGAGUUCGAUACUGACCAGAAGGAACAUCGUGACAUCCUGAGGUCGCUCCUUAUGACAGCGUGUGACAUCGCGGCUUCAACCAAACCCUGGGACACCCAACUCAAAGUGGCCAAGCUCGUGACGUCAGAGUUCUUUGACCAAGGCGACCUCGAGAAGAGCAAGCUGAAGAUCACGCCCCCCGCGCUCAUGGACAGGGACCGCAAACACGAACUUCCUCUCCUGCAGAUGCGUUGGAUUAAAGACAUCUGCUUGCCACUCUUCGAUGGACUGGCGCAAGUGAACCCCAAGAUGGCACCCAUGCGAGACGGCGCCCUGAGGAACAUGACACGCUGGGCCAAGCUCGCCGCGUCCCAGGAGAACGGCCUCUCCGACCUUCAGGAGCCCCCCGACAUUCCCCGGGUUCCUGAUGGAUAGUCUACGUUGAGCUGCUGGAGGAACCAGGUGUGCGGCCUCCUGUGAAUCGCCUCUGCUGAUGCUGCUGGGGACGGAGAGGGAGAGACUCUGCGGGAGGGAAAGACGGGGUGAUUUAUUAAGCAAUUUGUUUUUCUAUUCAUUUAUUUGUUUGUUUGUUUGAUCGAGUUGUCUUGCCUUGUGGUCGGAUCUUGGAGGGAUGCGGAGAGGCUGUUCUUGUUCUCUCGACUCGAAUGGGUGUCUUUGCCAUCCCGAUAACAAAUGGAUGAAUAAAUAGAUAAAUCAAUAAUUAAAUAGGUAAAUCAACUGUCAAAAUUCGAGCGAAAUUUCUUGAUUUUAACUUUUUUUAAUCGUAGAUGUAUAACUUGAAAACAUUAAUUAUUUGCAUACGCAAAAGAUCUGAAGAAAAAGGAGAGAGAGACACAGUCAUUAUCCCAAGAGUCCUCGAUCAACGGAAAAUAAGAAAUAAAAAUGAUAAGAUAAGAAAACAAGAAAAAAAAAGAAAGACGAGAAAAACAUUAAUAAUAACAUAAAAGGUAACAAAAGAAAAACGAGAAAUUUCUCCCUCAAGGUAGUCUCAGAGUUGCAAAGCAGAGGUCACAGGUAGACCCAUUUCCUUGGUUCCUCCGCAACUUUUGACUCCCGAGGUCAGAGGUCGUGAGGAUGACCUGUCGCCGCGGGCAGUCAAGGGUUGGAGGCAAAGCUCAGAACAUGGAACUAGUGCUAAGUACAUGACAUGACAAACUGUAUAAAAACUCCUGGAUCCGGGCACGACGAAGAGGAUAUGCCCGAAGGAAGAGGAGAUGUAAUGUGGAGUCGAUGUGGAUCCUCCACUUGGAACUGAACCUGGUGCCGAUACUCUUCUUUAACUUUCAUUUAUAGUUUGCAGUUUUGGUUAACGUCAUUGUUGGUUUGGAUUACCUUUCCUGGUGUUGUUGUUGUUUUCUC